UGCGUUAGAGUAAGGAUGCACAUCGAUGAAGAGAUCGUAUCUUCUCUAACUGGAAAAACAGUAGACGAGAAAGGGAGACUUAGGCGACCGCCAUGAAACCCUUUGUGCUUCUCAUCUCUCUUGUUCUUCUACCACUCUCUGCUUUUACAGCUACAAGGGCUGAAGUUAUAACGCUAACAGCAGAUACCUUCUCCGACAAGGUGAAGGAGAAGGAUGUUGUAUGGUUUGUGCAAUUCUGUGUUCCAUGGUGUAAACAUUGUAAGAACUUGGGUUCACUGUGGGAGGACCUAGGAGUGACGAUGGAAGGGGAAGAUGAAAUAGAGAUAGGACAAGUUGAUUGCUCCACAAGCAAACCUGUUUGUGCCAAAGUUGACAUCCAUUCAUAUCCUACUUUCAAGAUCUUUUAUGAUGGGGAAGAAGUUGCAAAAUAUCAGGGCCCUAGGGAUGUUGAGUCUCUCAAAACAUUUGUGUUAGAAGAAGCAGAGAAAGCAGCAGCAAAAGCACAGCUUGAUAGUGAUAAAGAUUUGUGAUGAUAUAUCAUUCUUUGUUACUUAAUUUGGAAUAAUCGGAUUAUCUUUAAACAUGAAGAACUAGAUCCCCACAAAGUUCUCUCAACAGGUACUACCUACCUGUUCUCCCUACAAAGUUAUCUUUCCAAACUAUGAUUUUAUUUUAAUGAUUUCUGUCUCGGUUAAGAAUCUGAAUCUCAAAAUGAGUGGAUGGACAAUCUGCUUCUUAUACAAAAGGGAAUGUCUCUCAUUCACGACCGAUUACUUAAUGACAAGGGAUUCGAUUGAAGCAGCAUCCAAGGGUUCCUCAUCAGAGUUCAACAGGUGCAACUGAAAGGAUGGAUGAUAAAAGAGGUGUGGACAAAUUCUGAAGAUCUUGAUAGGUUUUUUGUCUAACCUUAGAACAACUUCAUGGCUUUGGAACACAAUUCCUCUCUUUUUGAAUGUCUAUAAUACUAUAAGUAACAUUCCUCUUCAACCCUUAGGGGGUAGCGCAGUUGAUGAGCAAUAAACUUAGUACGAGCUGUAAACUUAAA
This is a messenger RNA of Macadamia integrifolia, 1045 nucleotides long. Its product is annotated as protein disulfide isomerase-like 5-1. Lineage: Eukaryota; Viridiplantae; Streptophyta; Magnoliopsida; Proteales; Proteaceae. Gene Ontology annotation, molecular function: protein disulfide isomerase activity. Gene Ontology annotation, cellular component: endoplasmic reticulum. The transcript has 5 exons. The record is from RefSeq and is a predicted model, not a curated record. Gene Ontology annotation, biological process: protein folding. Bases 93 to 530 code for a protein of 145 amino acids.